Megalops cyprinoides (Indo-Pacific tarpon) is the source of this 1218-nucleotide messenger RNA. RefSeq names its product deoxyribonuclease II beta (gene dnase2b). The transcript is spliced from 6 exons. Gene Ontology annotation, biological process: apoptotic DNA fragmentation. Gene Ontology annotation, molecular function: deoxyribonuclease II activity. The record is from RefSeq and is a predicted model, not a curated record. Bases 36 to 1088 code for a protein of 350 amino acids. NCBI's taxonomy places the organism in Eukaryota, Metazoa, Chordata, Actinopteri, Elopiformes, Megalopidae.
UGUUACAGCUCUAUUUGUCUACACUUUGUUUUGAGAUGUACAGUGGAUACAUUUGGUUCAUUUUACUUCAUGCUCUCUUGAGUAGCAUUCCCUGUCAGACAGCAAUAUCCUGCAGGAAUGAGGCAGGGAAGCCUGUUGACUGGUUCAUCAUUUACAAGUUACCCAAGUAUAAAAUUGGGCACGAUGGAACUGGGCUCGACUACAUGUACCUGGACUCCUCAGUGACGAGCUGGCAGUUAAGUGAGUUUCUAGUUAAUACAAGUCAGGGAGCCCUUGGGAGCACGCUUGAACAGCUGUACAAGGGACCAGGGCGCGAGUCUAACAGCUCAGCCUAUGUGCUUUACAAUGAUGCCCCUCCCAAAGUCGAUUACCAAGGUCAUUACGGACACACAAAAGGAGCUCUGCUCUUUGACCAGUUUCAGGGAUUCUGGCUCAUCCACAGUGUUCCUCACUUCCCUCCUUUCCCUGAGAUGGGGUACUCCUGGCCUCACAGUGGCAGACAGAACGGCCAGACUGCGAUGUGCGUCACUUACAAAUAUGAACAGUUCACUCAAAUAGCCCAGCAACUCCUACACUAUAACCCACGAGUAUACAACUGCUCCUUGCCUUUGGCAUUCCAGUCAGAAAUGGCUAGUUUAGCCCUCCUUUGUGAAGGCUCUGCAUUGCCAUGGAUCUCUAAGAAGAAGGUUGUGCGACUGUUUUCAUCCAAAGGAGAGAGCUUCCUCAGUUUUGCAAAAUCACGCUACUAUGUUGAUGAUAUAUACACUGGUUGGGUUGCUCAGGCCUUGAAGACUACUCUGUUAACAGAAACUUGGCAGAACGAUGAUGUGCUACCCUCCAACUGCUCUCUCCCCAACCAUGUUCUGAACAUCAAGAGGAUCAAACUGCCCGGGCCAGUUGUGUUCAAAUCCCAUUACGAUCACUCCAAGUGGUGUGUGUCACAAAUGUAUGAGGACCAGUGGACAUGCCUGGGGGAUCUGAACCGGGAGGAAAAGCAAAUGUGGAAAAGUGGAGGGCUGGUUUGUUCACAGAACCCUGUCAUCUACGAAGCUUUCCGCUAUGCUGUGUCAUGGUACCAGAGUUGCUAAGACCAGCUGUGCCAGCAAUAGUGUUCAGUACACCUCACUAUUCAGUAUUAGUGUACUGUGCCUGUUCAUUAACCAAGCUGAAGGUAUGGUGAUUAAAGACAUUGUAAGGUAUAAAUAAAAAUAAAGUGUA